UUCUUUUGAAAAUUUCCUAACUAUAAUUUCCGCGGGAGUCUUUCGCGUCUUAACAAGAUUUGCAACUUCGUAGUAGUCAUGAAUUCGUCAGUUAGAGAAUUCAUAAAGAAGGAAGUACCUGAUUGGGACGAUGAAGUAGUUGCAACUGCUCGGUUUAAAGCUUUUAGUGGACAAAAAUCAGAUUGGGAAUCCAAACUCCUGUUCUGGAAAAACUUGAUUCUGAAAGUUGCUCGACAUCUCAAUGUCUUCGUAAUUCGAUCGUCAGAGGUGAGGAAUAUUUGGUUUAACCGAAAAGGGUUAACGCCUCUGUGCAUUGACCAAGUGCUGCUUGAAAUGUAUAGUUCGGGUGAUAUUUUGCGGAAGAGCGAUCUUAUGGAUCCAACUGCCGGGCGUUUAUCCCAAAUGUUUAAACGGAUGGUUAAUUUGAUAGGCAUUUCAGGACCAUCCUCUUCCGAAGAACUAAUUGGAGAGUUUCUUAUUCUAAGUAUACCACUUCAGGAAAAGGCUGCUGAAGUAGUCAAACUUUUAUCUGAAAGCCACUGGACAUCUUUUUGCACUGUUACUAUGAGUGAGCUCCAGAGGAUCUGUAAUGGAUCCACUGAAGCCUCUACGGUUUUGAGUUACUUAUCAAGUACAGGAAAAGCACGAUACCUUUCGAUCUGUAAAGCGGACUUUAUUGAGGGUGUCAAGGUCUCUCUUGUGAAAGAAGCUGUCCCUACUAUCUCAAGUCUUGACUAUGAUGUUCUGCAAUUGAUCUGGACGAAGGAGAAGCUUCAGCAGCAACUUGAUGUGAUCGAUCAACGUUAUGAGAUGUCAAGGAAAUCGGCAUUAAACUUCAUGAAGGCUGGCAACAAACAAGUCGCGCUCAGGCAUGCAAGGCAAUUAAAAUUGAACUCUGAAAGCAGAGAAAAGUGCAUGUCCAUGUUGAACAGGGUUGAGGAAGUUCUCACAAUCAUUACAAAUGCUGAAUCCACAAAGAAGGUCGUCGAGGCAAUGCAAAUUGGUUCUCGGGCAAUGAAGGAAAGUGGGAUUAGUGCUGAAGAAGUCCACGUUUGUCUACAAGAGCUUGAUGAAACUGUUGCUUCACAAAAGGAAGUUGAAGAAGCUUUAGCAUCAGCUCCAAUUCAAUGCACAAAAAUUGACGACGAAGAUUUGGAAAAGGAAUUCAGGAUGCUGGAGAUGGAACUUGAAGAUUUGACCCCACAGAAAUAUACUGCUGCACCUACUCAGAAUGAUUUACUAAAGAAAGAAGAAAGUAAAAUAUCAGAAACUAAGAUAGCAGAUAGUGGGAGGAUAGGAGAAGCAGUUCCGCGAGAAUCUGCUGAAUCAUUGGUCAGUAAGUUAUCAGAUCUCCAGCUUGAGGCAGCUUAGUUGUAAACUUCAAACUAUUGUGAGUUCUGUAAUUGUUUCAUCAUUUGUAAAGUGUUAAGAGCUUUGCUUCUGUUUGUAACCAUCUCAAAUGCUUGUAUUUCGAAAACCAUGAAUGAAUAUAUCUUUUCUUCUGUCA
Molecule: messenger RNA, 1507 nt
Organism: Papaver somniferum (opium poppy)
Lineage: Eukaryota; Viridiplantae; Streptophyta; Magnoliopsida; Ranunculales; Papaveraceae
Product: charged multivesicular body protein 7-like
Exons: 8
Coding region: 79-1371 (430 amino acids)
Biological process (GO): late endosome to vacuole transport via multivesicular body sorting pathway; vesicle budding from membrane
Cellular component (GO): ESCRT III complex; cytoplasmic side of plasma membrane; multivesicular body
Source: RefSeq, a predicted model, not a curated record